AUGAUUUUGGCUAUUUAUAUUGAACGUAUUAAUCCAGGUGAAUUCUGUAUAUCACAACCAUGGAGUUAUUUAUGUAAAAAAGGUUAUUGGAAAUCACGACGAGUAUCUUCUGUCAAACAACACGAGAUUGACAAGAAUAAAGAUAAAACCGAUUUGACUGUGGAAAAUAAUCGUUGGAUUGAAUCGAGUUCUCUUGCCAAUACAAGAUUACCUGUCUUAAGUACAAAUCAUGUGACAAAAAAAUUUGGCAAAUUGAACGCUGUUAUGGAUUUAUCUCUUGAUUUUUACAAUGGUGAAGUGUGUUCAUUGUUAGGGCAUAAUGGAGCAGGCAAAACGACCACGACAUUUAUUCUUGUUGAUUCAUACAAUCGUCGUCUCAUAUGGACAAUUAUACGCAAAAUGAAAGAAGCCGGAAAAUGUAUAAUUAUGACAACACAUUUCCUUGAAGAAGCCGAUGUUCUAUCAGAUCGAAUCGCUGUUAUGACUAAAGGUCGAUUGCAAGCAAAUGGAACACCUGAAUUUCUCAAACAGCAAACAGAUUUUGAAUAUCGCAUUUUUAUUGACAAAAAUGAAAAUUGUGACAUUCAACAUAUAACUCAAUUCUUUCAAGAACAUGUACAAACUGCUGUAUUAGAAAGACAAUCACCAUCGGAAUUAGUGUUCGGCAUCAAACGUGGUACAUCACAACGAAUUAGUCGAUUAAUCAAUGCUCUUGAUGAACAAGGUUCAAAUAUUGGCAUUAAGGGAUAUGGUUUGUCAAUGACAACAGUGGAAGAAAUUGGAUCUAUAGCUCAUUCAAAUCCAGAAGUCGAAGUUCACAUUUAUCAAGGUACCGAACAGAUCAGUUACUUUUUUCUUUUAUAUGUCAUGUAUUCAUUGGCUUCAUUACCAUUCAUGUAUUCCUAUUCAUUCAUAUCCGAAUCUGAAUUGAUUGGUUUUAUUAUGUUUUUGAUUCUAAAUAUGGCUGCAUGUUGUUUUGAUAUGGUUCUCGAUUUUAUUGCGGUAUUUUCACAAGCUUCUCCAUCGUCGAGUCCUGAUAAAAUGGGUACAGCUGCGCAGAUCAUGCUGAUUCUUCGUUUUAUUCUUGCGGGUUUCUUUCCAACAGUCAAUUUCAAACAAUCUUUAUUCAAUAUUCAUCUACGUUCAGAUGCAACUUGUAUUUCAGCAAUUAAUUCUAUAAUGAUUACUAAUUAUUCUCCUGAUGAACCAUGGACAUCAGCCAAUGAACCUGGUAUUGGACUUCAAUUAGUUAUAUUUUCUGCUCAAAUUGUAUUUUGA
Messenger RNA from Rotaria sp. Silwood2, 1278 nucleotides. Lineage: Eukaryota; Metazoa; Rotifera; Eurotatoria; Philodinida; Philodinidae. The record is from the annotation of a GenBank genome assembly.